This is a messenger RNA of Syngnathus typhle (broad-nosed pipefish), 5713 nucleotides long. Its product is annotated as disks large homolog 1-like. Gene Ontology annotation, cellular component: neuromuscular junction; postsynaptic density membrane; neuron projection. Bases 525 to 3887 code for a protein of 1120 amino acids. The transcript has 24 exons. Gene Ontology annotation, molecular function: kinase binding. Lineage: Eukaryota; Metazoa; Chordata; Actinopteri; Syngnathiformes; Syngnathidae. The record is from RefSeq and is a predicted model, not a curated record. Gene Ontology annotation, biological process: chemical synaptic transmission; neurotransmitter receptor localization to postsynaptic specialization membrane.
GUGUGAGAGACAGAGAGAGAGAGAGAGUAAAAAAAAAGAAAGAAAGAAAGAAAGAAAGAAAAGUGUCCCUUGUCACCACUUUGAAACCGGUUUGACAGUGUUGAUCGCGUUACCUGAGGGCAAAAGGAGAAGUACAGUUGUAAAAUUUACAACAGGUGCGCACGGACGGACGGACGGACGGACGGACGUUUAGGUGAAAAGGUUAACGACUGACUGCACGAGUUCAAAGUCCAAAGUGCCAACUCUUGGUGCUUGCGUGCGUUUUGUCUUGACAUUCGUCUUCUGCGAACUUUUGUUUUUGCGCAUUGCUUAACAGCUCGGCUACGAAGACAGUCAGUCAGUCGCGUGCGUGUCACUGUCAGUCUGCUGGCCCCGUUUGGAGGCAGGCAGGCGGGCAGCCACGCAGGCAGCCACGCAGGCAGGCAGAUAGCCACGCAGACAAGCAGGCAGGCAGGCAGGCAGGCUGCGACGGACGCUGACAUCUGGAAUAACGCAGACGCUGCUCGCUCACUCAAUCCAGCAGCAUGCCCGUGCGACAGAAAGAUGCUCAACGAGCCCUUGAGCUUCUCCAGCAGUACAAGGCCAAAUUAGAUCAGAGGCAGCAGAGCCAGCUCAAACAGGGCCCUGUUGAGGAAGAUCACCAACUGCAACAGUCCCUGGACAGAGUCAUCAAUGUGUUCCAAAGCCAGCUCUUUAGUGCCCUGCUUGACAUUCACGAGUACUACGAGUUAACUGUCCACGCUGACAGCCAAAGUUCAAGCGAGCUGACGGAUGACACCGUGACAGCUCCCUCCUCUGACAAGCGAGUAGCAGCCGUGCCGGUGCCGGAGCCGGUGCCGGUGCCGGAGCCGGUGCCGGAGCCGGUGCCGGAGCCCACCUCCAGUCAGCCCUCCAGCCCGGCUUCAGCGGAACCGUGCCAGCCAAAAUGCAUAUCCCCCAAACCCAAGUCAAUCAAGUCUCCUGCUCCUCCAAUCCCAUCCGUGACACCCACAAAACAAGCGGUGUCCCCUUCAUCGCCGCCGCCUCCUAUUGCUCAGUCCAAGGUCAAGUCCCGAGCCCCGCCUCCUCCAACCCAGGAUGCGGACAUUUCCGAGCCCUCGUCCCCGUCCUGCGCAGAGCCUCCGUCAAUAAGACCAAAUGAGGCAGCUCUCGAUGCCGUUUUACCCUCAGAAUGCUCGCCCGCUUCUCCUAGCAGUGCAAGUGAGCUAGUGACUGUCUCAAGUCUGGUCUUGGGAACCAUCCAAGGCUUAGUAUCUGACCCAGACAAAGUCGGCCGAGCUCCCGACAGCGUUGCAGACGAUCAAGGCUCAGGCCAAAACACUCCAAUAUCAAGUCCUAUGACUCCUAGCAAUGGAAAAGCUCCAUUUGGUAGCCGCAGUCCCUCAGUGCCACCAAGCAAAGGACCCCUGAAGAGCCCGCUGAAAGUCACCGCCUCUCCCACCAGCCCUGGCCAGAGAGGGGUCAAGAAGUAUCGAUACCCGGGAGAGGAAGGGGCGUCGCAAGGCCCGGCCAAAUUCCACCAACCUAGCUGCUGCCAUCAGCACCCGAGCAAAGAGCUGAGUGAUGCGAGGACUCUCGGGAAGCUAGGGAUGGACCAGGGCACCUGGAGAAGAGCGAGGAGGCACAGUGGAGUUGUGGAAGUCAGAGACACGGGAAACUCGCUCACCAGGGCCGGCUCUCUCGGCCGCCGCGCCCAUCUCCGUGGGGCCGAGCUGGUUCAGGUGGCCGAGCGACAGCUCUCUCAGAUUCAGCACGUCCACGGAUAUGUCACUCACGCGCACAUCACACCCGCUCAGGCCAACCCCCCUCCGUUGGUGGUGAACACAGACAGUGUGGACACCCCCCCAUAUGUCAAUGGAACAGAAGCAGACUUUGAAUAUGAGGAAAUCACGUUGGAGCGGGGUAACUCAGGUUUGGGCUUCAGUAUUGCAGGAGGGACCGACAAUCCCCAUAUUGGAGAAGAUCCGUCCAUCUUCAUUACCAAGAUUAUACCCGGAGGGGCCGCGGCCCAGAAUGGACGACUCAAGGUGAACGACUCCAUCGUCCGGGUCAACGACACCGACGUCAGGGAAGUGACCCACAGCGGGGCGGUGGAGGCACUCAAGGAUGCCGGAGGUUUGGUCCGACUGUGCGUACGACGCAAGAAGAGCCUUACCGAUAAAAUGGUGGACAUCAAGCUAGUCAAAGGACCCAAAGGCCUGGGAUUUAGUAUAGCUGGUGGAGUAGGAAAUCAACACGUUCCAGGUGACAACAGCAUUUAUGUGACAAAGAUCAUCGAGGGGGGUGCUGCACAAAAAGAUGGCCGGCUACAGAUAGGGGACAAACUUGUAGCUGUAAAUGCAUCUUCUUUAGAGGAGGUUUCUCAUGAGGAAGCAGUUGCAGCCCUAAAGUCAACCCCAGAUGUUGUUUACCUACGCGUGGCCAAACACACUUCUGUCUUUAUGGACGAAACCUUUCCUCCUCCCGAUGUCACCAAUUCCUACCCUUCGCAUCAUGACAAUCACAUAAGCCCCUACAUGAGCGGGAGCCAGUCUGUUAGCCCGGCCCCACUGACCACGCCCAGAUACUCACCGAUGCCCAGGUCCGUGACGGAAAACGACGACUUCACAAGGGAGCCUCGGCGUGUGUUGCUUCACCGAGGGUCUACGGGUCUUGGUUUCAAUAUCGUUGGAGGAGAAGAUGGCGAAGGAAUAUUCAUCUCCUUCAUUCUAGCUGGUGGUCCAGCUGAUCUUUGCGGGGAACUCCACAAGGGGGACCGGAUCCUCUCUGUGAAUGGAGUUGACCUGUCGACAGCGACCCACGAGCAGGCGGCUGCGGCUCUGAAGAACGCGGGACAAACGGUCACCGUUGUAGCGCAGUAUAAACCGGAAGAAUACAGUCGUUUUGAGGCAAAGAUCCACGACCUAAGGGAACAGAUGAUGAGCAGCAGCGUCAGUUCCAGCUCCACGUCACUACGCUCCACUCAGAAACGGACACUUUACGUCAGAGCGCUCUUUGACUACGAUGGAAGCGCGUCGGACUCGAGCAGCCCCAAUCAGGUUCUGCCCUUCCGCUUUGGAGACAUCCUUCACGUGAGCAGUGCUGGCGAAGAAGAGUGGUGGCCUGCGCGCCACCUCAGCCCCCCUCCCCCAAACUGCCCAGAGGUUGGAGUCAUCCCCAGCCGCAGAAGAGCGGAGAAAAAGGAGAGGUCAAGGUUAAAGACAGCCUGUGUGAGCAAGAAUCCGGAUCGAUCGGAUCCAGAUGAACGGGUUGGCCAGGAGGAGAUGAUGUUGUUAAGCUACCAAGCAGUAAUACAGCAGGAAGUCAAUUACACCAGACCUGUUAUCAUUCUUGGACCGAUGAAGGAUCGCGUCAAUGAUGAUCUUAUUUCGGAGUUUUCCGACAAGUUUGGCUCCUGUGUCCCACACACGACUCGGCCUCGGCGGGACUAUGAAGUGAAUGGCCGAGAUUAUCACUUUAUGCCCUCCAGAGAGUUCAUGGAACAAGAGAUCCAGGAGCACAAGUUUAUCGAGGCGGGACAGUAUAACAACCACCUGUAUGGAACCAGUAUACAGUCGGUGAGAGAAGUUGCUGACAAGGGUAAACAUUGUAUACUGGAUGUAUCCGGGAACGCUAUCAAGCGUCUGCAGCUGGCAGGCCUCUAUCCCAUCGCCAUCUUCAUUAGGCCACGCAGUGUGGACAACAUCCUAGAGAUGAAUAAGCGUUUUACUGAGGAGCAGGCGAGGAAGUCCUAUGACAGAGCUGUCCGACUGGAGCAGGAGUUCACCGAAUAUUUCACCGCUUUUGUGCAUGGCUCAACUCUGGAGGAAGUGUAUUCCCAGGUGAAGCAGGUCAUUGAGGAGCAAUCGGGUCCUUACAUUUGGGUGGCCACCAAGGAGCGGCUCUAAGUCAAUACCGCAACUUUGGCAGCACAACACAGCUUCCCCACAUCUAAUAUACUCUGUGGACACACCUACUUAACGCUGGCUAUCGGGGUGAAGUCCCGAGGGGGCGAGGCGAAGCGAAGCAAGGCGCUUGUAUCUUUUUCAGCAGCAGCAGCAGCAGCAGCAGCAGCAGCAGCAGCAGCAGCAGCAGCAGCAGCCCGCUUCCUCCCCUACAGCCGACCGAGUUCCUUAACCUUUGAGGACGUGCUUCAAAUCCAUUGAAUAUGUACCAUUAUCUGAUUGAUUGGUUUCAUUAAUGCUUCUUGUUGCUGUUGUUGUUGUUGUUUUCACACAUAUAUACCAAGGGUAAUGCGUUCACAUAUGGGUUUGUAAUGCUAAUAUUGUCACCAAGAAGCAGACUUUUGCACGCUGUAGCUUUCAUGUUGAUGGGGACAAAAAUCUCUCUCGCUCUCUCGCUCUCUCGCUCUCUCUUUCUUUCCCAUUUUCCAUUCCACUUUAUAUUUGAAUAGCUGCAAUUGUUUCUCUGACUUGUCUACCUUUCUCUCUUAUCCUACCACUUCCCUGCCAGACUGCCUCAAGUUGAAAUAAAUAAUGUGCUGUGCCCUGGCAUGUUGGACUAAAGGGCUGAGAUAGAAAACAUACGUAUAGUACUGUACCCUUACUGCUUAGAAAUGUAGCAACUAUUAUUUAUUUAAAAAAAUAAUAAUAUAUAUAUAUAUAUAUAUAUAUAUAUAUAUAUAUACACACACACACACACACACACACACACACACACACACACUAUUAACAUCUGUGACAAGCAGAACAGGUCAAACAUCCAAAGGAAAGUUAAAAGUAGAAUAGCGACCUUUGAGUGGAGUGCGGUGGCAUACUUGAGUCUCAAUCCCUUCUUCUCUUUCAUUGGCUCAUUUUAUAUGGACAUCAGUAUGCAAAUAUGAACUAAGUCAAUAAAGUAAUCCUCCAGUCUCUGAUGAGCUUUUUAAUGAUGGCAUGGAAUGGCUCCAGUCAACAGUUGACAGAAGCAUAAUCUUCUGGGAAUGAAUAUCUUUCCUUUCUUGGACUAUGAUAUUUGGAGGCUUUGAAAUGGUCCUAUUUAGAUGAAAAAGGAGAACGUCUUCUAUUGUUGUCCAUGUAAACAUAAGCAGUGUGUCAUUUCAUCUCUCCUCUCCAUUCACCGCGUGAUGCACGUUCACAAACACCACCACAACUGUUGUUUCUUCCCGGAAUGGGGGCUUGUUCUUUAAAAGUCCAUUUGGAGGUCUAGGAAUAGGCAAUGUUCUUUCUUCCUUUCUUUCUUUCAAUGAGUCUUAGCUUAUGGGUAAUAUCCAAUGGCUAAAAUGCAAUCAUUUAAGACUUCAGAAGAACCAAAUGAAUGAAGUCAUUUCUGCCUUUCCGCCACGGAAUGCAUCAAAAGCGCCUGAGACGUAAAUGAGCCGUCCUGGUCCUGGUCCUGGUCCUGGUCCUGGUCCUGGUCCUGGUCCUGGUCCUGGUCCUGGCCCCGGCCCCGGCCCCGGCCCCGGCCCCGUUACAAAACACCUACUUUGAUUCGGCUGUCCCUCGAUGAAACUCUGAUUUGAGCGCGUAGUCACCCCCCUCCCUCCCUCCCUCCCUCCCGUGCAAUGCAAUGACAUAUCAAGCCACAGAAAAAUGGUGGAGGAAGAAGCAAGCCAUGGUGAUGUGAUGUCUGUCAUCCAACGGUUCCUUUCAAAGGUGACCAUGAUUUCACUGGUUACGGAUGUUAUUUGUUUACAAGGGGACUUCUCAGGGGAUCUUCUACAUACAGUGCAAAUGACAGCAUUACUACUUCUAGUAAAGAUGGUGGAAGACAA